AUGAGGUUUACAAGUAUUGGGAAGAAAAUUAUUGCAAUAAACAGCUUAGCCUUUGGUUUUGGUGCACUCGAAAACUACUUAUAUUAUGACUUUCUCCCCAGCCUAAUCAAACAAAACUUCAAAAGCACAACCCUCCUUGACAAACCUGAGUACGCUGACCAAGUUCUGAUUGUUUUAGACGACCAUAAGUUUGUAUUUAAUCACAGAGGAGGCUCACAAGCUGCAGAAAGUGUCAUAAUCGACACUUUUACCAACAAUAAAAUGAUGCGAAGAGCCAUUGCAUUGCAAUGGAUCUGCACAGUGACUUGUUCAAUAGGAUUUUUAAAGCAUAGGAAAAGAUUUGGCCUCUUUGCUGGGGCAAGUAUUCUGGGGUGUGGACUGUUUUUGUGCCCAAUUCUGAUGAGCGGGUUUAGGCUUUAUUUUUUGAGCGAAUUGGUUAGUGAGAAUAAUGAAGAAGUCUGAGAAAAUUUAAAUGAGGCGAGAUUUGCACAAAGAAUGGAGGAGUUUACGAGCCUUUGAUUUUUGGGGCCAAGAUUUGCUGGGCUAGGGUUAUACUGUGGUAAACUGAUUUUUAUUAAUAAAAUUUUAAUUCAAAAAAGCACUAUAGCAUCAUAAGCAUUCAAUUCAGCCCAGCAUAGUCGCAAUUUCUACAGCCUAUUUCACCCCAUUUCUCGGCUUCCUCCUCGGCAUGCUCACCCUCGCUACAAACAUCCACAUGAAGAACUUUUAA
Molecule: messenger RNA, 730 nt
Organism: Blepharisma stoltei
Lineage: Eukaryota; Ciliophora; Heterotrichea; Heterotrichida; Blepharismidae
Source: the annotation of a GenBank genome assembly